AUGCCGUCCCCACGCAGCCCCCACACCGCCACGUCCCCCCUCGCGCUCUUCGCCUCCAUCGCCGCCGCGUCCUCAUCGUCCACAUCACCGUCUGCGGCAACCUUCUCCCCGUCGUCGUCGUCCCCAACCCCGCUCCAGACCCUCGUCCUGAACCUUCGCGCGCAUGAGCAGGGCGCCGGCCCAUCCGAAAACGUAGACACCGUGAUGGUCGAGCGCGUCCCCACCGCCGACCUCGCCGACGAGCCCGCGCUCGUCCGCGAGCUCCAGCAGCGCGUCGACCGCCUCGCGCUCACUCGCAGCACCCUGAGCGCGCACGACGCCGCCCUCGCCCGCGCGCUCGUCUCGCUCGUUGCCCAGUUCUCCAGGCUCGCCGCGCUCCAUGCUCCGUCAUCGCACGCCGGCGCGAAGUCCCCGACGGCGCUGCCCCGCACGAUGUCCUGGGGCAACACGCCCGCCGAAUCUGCGUCCGCGUCCACAUCCGCGUCCGCGUCGGGAGGCGACCCGCUGGCGCGGCUGCAGCGGCAGAUUACCGAUCUGCAGCUCGUGCGUGGGUCGGAGGACGGGGGCGGCUCGGAACCGAAGCCGGCCGUGCAGGCGGUCGAGACCGCGUUGCUGUGGACGCGCGUGGACCAGGAGUUCGACAGGAUCCUGGAGCUCGCGGUGGACCCCGAGUCUGGGGACGCUGGGCUUGUGUAUGGAGAGCAGGAUAGCGAUCGAGAUCAUCUGCCGCCGGAGUACGAGCCGGGGACGUACGACCCGUUCGCGUCUGACGCGGAGCUGCCGAUAUACGACGCGGGGGACUAUGAUGGAGCCGGGACGGACAAGGAGAAGGGCUCGCCCGAGCGGUCGCACCACCAUCGUCUGCGAGAAAGGGAAAGGGAGCGGGAGCGGGAGGGAGGGGGGAUGAGCGAGAAGAUGCGCAUGGACCUCGAGGCGGUCGCGCUCGCGAUCGACCGGCUGUACGUCGUCGCGCCGCAGCUGCACGAUCAGCGGGUGGAGCUCAAGAAGAGCAAGCGCGAGCAGCUGGAGAAGAUGGAGAGGGCGCGGCUCGCGAGCUCGUCGCGGCUGAAGGAGCUGCCUGGAAAGGAGCGGGCGAGGGAAGAGCUGGAGCUGGAGAGGAUGGUUGAGUUGAUAGGGAGGGCGAGCGAGCGGAAGCUGGUGGACCAGGCGGUCGUGCUGGAUGGUGGGAUGGAGGCGAAGUUGGAGCGAGCGCGGCAGAGGGACCAAGAGAAGCGUGAAGCCUUCGUCACCCGCCUCGCACGACAUUCCGACGCGGGAAGACUGCACUCGCAAGAAGCCGUGCUCGCCAAGAAGAAAUUCAAGGAUCCCGACGCGAUGCUCACCCUCCCGGAGUUCAUUCGCGAAGGCGUGCCGCAGGAAGUCCAGCUGCAGAUGCAGAUCAACGAUGCCAGAGCGAUGCUCUCCCUUCCCGAGUUCGUGCGCGAGCCCGUCCCCGAGCAUAUACAGCCUGCAGCCCCUCCUCCUACCCCGAUCUCGCGCAGGAAGUCGUUUAGGCAGCUAAGGAGUCGGAGUCUGUCGGCGCCGCCGCUAGCGUGGCUUCUCAACCAGAGUCCGAGGUCGUCGAGUCCUAACCUGCCAGAGACGCCGGAGGGCGAGAAGGAGAAGGAGCCGAAGAAAAUCAAGUUGAGGACGAAAAGGCCGGGAUCGUCGAGUGGGAUCGUCGCGCCGCCUCUACCAGUGCAAACUGGACUGGACGUGCACUACGUUGCGGAGUACCACGAGACGCUCCAGCAUAUCCUCGUAUUCUUGAACGUGCAAGGUAUGACACCAGGAGCGAACCUCGAGGCUGAGGUCGUUCCCGUGUCAGAGUCCUCUACCGGCGAGCGCAGCCGCCUGCUGUUGCGCUGCGGCGCGUCCACCUCUCCGCUUCUUACCCUCCCCGCGCCAGUGCCUCCAGGCGUGAAGGAAGUGAAGGUGGUCGGACAAUACUACGAAGUCAAGCUCCCCGUUGUCUCACCUCCUACUUCGCCCUUCGACACCCCUCCCGCGAUCCUGGACGCCACACAGCUCCUCUCGACAGCCCCGACGAGCUUCGUCUGCGCAGCGUGUUCCCUCCCCCUUGUCCAGGCGUCAAAACUGCACGAAUACCGUGACCUACCCUCCGAGCACUGGGCCGAACUCGUCGACGCGUGGAUGUGCCAUUCGGACCAGCGGCUCCACGAGCAUGUGAAGAAACACUCGGUGCAGGGCUUCUGGCCGCAAGAGGGCGAGGCUCUCGUGGGUGGCAGCUACAUCCUCUUCGAGGAGUCGGCCGUCGUGCAGAAUAACGUCUGGCCUGCGAGCGAAGACGAUCACAAGGACGAUGGCUGGAGACGCACGCGCUGUAUCUGCGGUGCUAUCAUCGGCCGUUGUCAAGAUCGUCCGUCGCCCGACGGUCAUGGGCCACUGGUGUACCGCCUUGCGAAAUACGCCGUCCGACCCAUGAACGCGAACGCUAGUCCCGCAAAAUUACCUCUCUCCGCGUUCAUCGCAGAAGACAUGAACGAGUUCGUCCAUGCACACGCGACUUACCGUUUCGUCGUUUUCGAUGAGGAGGAAGAGCGGCCCCGUCUUCUCAUAUGGCUUUUCAAGCCUAGCAUGCGUCUGUCCUACGCAGUUCCGACGCAAUACGUACUCGCGAAGAGCGCGUCAGUACGAGCGGGGAAGGUUCUGUUCAGAAUCCUCGACACAGCUGCAGCAUAUUCGGACCUCGACGGACUGCUGAAGCGAUAUCCGGGGUUCCCACAAGCGGAGCACCUUUACUACCCUCGAAGCAUCUGCCGGCGGCUUGCCGCUCUCCUUAUGGAGAGCAACAAAGCGUACCCUGAGAACAUGCGUAGGAUGACUGGGCUUGAUGUCGGCUGGCUGCAACGCGCCUGA
Molecule: messenger RNA, 2880 nt
Organism: Dichomitus squalens LYAD-421 SS1
Lineage: Eukaryota; Fungi; Basidiomycota; Agaricomycetes; Polyporales; Polyporaceae
Exons: 8
Coding region: 1-2880 (959 amino acids)
Biological process (GO): protein polyubiquitination; proteasome-mediated ubiquitin-dependent protein catabolic process; protein autoubiquitination
Cellular component (GO): cytosol; nucleus; ubiquitin ligase complex
Molecular function (GO): ubiquitin conjugating enzyme binding; ubiquitin protein ligase activity; cyclin binding
Source: RefSeq, a predicted model, not a curated record